Molecule: messenger RNA, 1569 nt
Organism: Phialemonium atrogriseum
Lineage: Eukaryota; Fungi; Ascomycota; Sordariomycetes; Cephalothecales; Cephalothecaceae
Product: cyclin-like protein
Exons: 3
Coding region: 328-1308 (326 amino acids)
Biological process (GO): regulation of transcription by RNA polymerase II
Cellular component (GO): nucleus
Molecular function (GO): cyclin-dependent protein serine/threonine kinase regulator activity
Source: RefSeq, a predicted model, not a curated record
UAUCCUGAAGCUUGAAGCACACCUCCAGGCAAUGAGUUGUUGUAGCCGGGGCAAGAUCUGAUAUUGACGGUGAUCAACCCCUGAGGGUUGCCAGCCGAACUGUCAUAUGGCCAGCAGCCUCGGACUGCCACACAAGACAAAGUCUAGGACUCCGUUAGCUGACGGUUGUUACAGUACGUACUAAGUCAAAAAAUAGAUAUUCGCAGAAACUGGAACAGAGAUGUGUAUAUUGAAUUCGAACAACAUUGUGAGACGCGAUACGCGUUUGAAUGUCAACAAUAAUACCCCUGUCAACCAACCUUCCGCCGACGUCAUUUCGGACCCCAGAUGCAUAUUACACAUCGCGGCAACACGACGUUCAAAAUGGCGCACAUGACCAAUCCGUUGGCAACCCCUGAGCAAUUAUACCGACGGAACUCCUUUAGCUCCCUUCCGCAGGAGCUUCGAGAUGUCGUCUUCUUUGCUACGCAAUGCCUCACUCAAGCAGCGGGCCUGCUCCUGCAGCUUCCUCAGUCGGUUACUGCACAGGCAAACGUUAUCAUAGGCCGAUACUGGCUUGUAGAUUCGAUGAUGUCCAAUGAAUUUAGUGAUGUUUCCGCUGCCGCAGUCUACCUCGUCGCCAAGCUGGGUCCCUCACCACGAUCGCCCCGCGACGUGUCCAACGUCUUUGCCUAUCUCCUCUCUCCCAUCUCUUCGCUCUUCCGCGACACACCACCGAGCAAUGAUCCAAGCUCCUACUACCUAAGCGAAUCGUCAUACCAAUCCUUCCACCGCCGCAUGCUCGACCUCGAAGCUCGCAUCCUGUACGCCCUGGGCUUCGACACCCACGUAUCUCUACCCCACCCACUCGCCGUCACAUAUCUACAGGCCAUAGAAUUCCUAGGCCACCCCAAGGAGAAGAUCUCGCCGAGGGUUGUGCAAUACCUCAACACGGCCCUUCUCUCACCCCAGCUGCUAUACCUGACGCACCAGCCGAAUGCGCUGGCUGUGGCAGCAAUCUAUAACGCUGCCAGGGAUGUCGGGGCUAAGAUGCCCGAGUGUGAAUGGUGGGAGGUGUUCGACGUCGAGAGGGAAGAGCUAGGAUUCCUCGUGGUGGGGAUGCGCAGCCUAGAGGGCUGGACGAGGAAGAUGAGGGAGGAUGUCCCGAGGCUUAAAGAGGGGAUGGUAACUAAGUCAGUGAUCGAGGAGGAGAUGACGAGAAGAGGACUAUUUGUCGGCAAUGGCAGCGGGAACGGGUUUGCCGAUGAAGAGGCAGAGAUGAUGCGCAAGAUGGACGAGAGGAUAGCCCAGAUGGAGGCCAGUGCCUGAUAUGGGUUACGUUGAUACCAAUUCCAAUGCCAAAUAAAACGGGAUGCCUUCCGAGACAGCUGUUUCAUGGUCUUUGAAGCUGCAAUGCUACUUCCAACGCUUCUCAUCCUUUGUCGUCUGAGCAAGGAUAUAUCCCGAGGCCAAGCUCACUCUCAGGCAGAGCUAGCCUUGUGUAGCAGCGCGACCCCAUCCUUCCACUACUUCAAUUGAACUACUUCAAUUGAGCUCAGCUACUAGAUCAUGACAACUCACUGUUCAAUU